Molecule: messenger RNA, 12206 nt
Organism: Nomia melanderi (Alkali bee)
Lineage: Eukaryota; Metazoa; Arthropoda; Insecta; Hymenoptera; Halictidae
Gene: Hml
Product: hemolectin
Cellular component (GO): extracellular matrix; extracellular region
Molecular function (GO): protein binding; chitin binding
Source: RefSeq, a predicted model, not a curated record
AAGAAGAAAUAUAUUAAUUUGCUUACUAUGACAGAGUGAGCCUUCUAAUAUGGUUCAUGUUGUUAAAAAGUUUUGCUGCUGAUUCAAUAUGGUGCUGUGGAAAAUAUUAUUUAAAAUUGCAAUAGUUAUUGGUGUUGCAAAUCCAAUAAUAGCUGAAAAUUAUGCAGAAGAGUCUUUCGAGUUUACAGAUGUUCCACUGGAUGAUAUGCCAAAUUCAGAUCACAGUCUGAAAAUAUAUAAAAGUGGAAGAAAACGCUUUCAGAAGACAUUUGUAGGAGGUUGCAUCAAACAGCCAGAUCCACCUAUAAAUGGUAAAAUUAAGUGUUCAAUGGACAGUGGCUGUAUUGCAAGUUGCAAUCAGAAUUAUAAAUUUCCAAAUGGUGUUGUCCAACUGGCUGUAACUUGUAGUGACAAGCAAUGGCAUAUUGUUGGCACAGAAUGGAAUUCUGUGCCUCACUGCGAACCAAUUUGUAUGCCGGAGUGUUUAAACAAUGGAGUGUGCAUUGCACCUCAUCAGUGCAACUGCCCUGAAGAUUUUACUGGACCGCAGUGCCAGUUCGAAAAUAAACCAUGUAUGGAAUAUCCACCUACAGUGCUUAAUUCUCACAAGUUAUGUAAUUCAAAAACUUGCAGCAUAUCUUGUUUGAAAAAUUUCACAUUUCCUGAUGGCUCAUCCAUUACUAAUCUCGUUUGUAAGAAUGGAAAUUGGAUACCUACUAGACAGGAUUGGGUUUCUGUACCUGAUUGUAAACCUGUAUGCGAUCCACCUUGCCAAAACGGGGGUAAUUGUUUACCAUUAAACCUCUGCCAAUGUCCACAAGCAUAUCGAGGACCGCAGUGCCAGUAUUCUGCGGACGCUUGCAAUGGAGAAAAAAUAGGGUUUAAUGGUGGCUUUCACUGCAGUAGUAACGGUGACGAUUACUCAUGUAUCCUGAAUUGUCCAGAUGGAAUAGAAUUUGAGUUUCCUCCUGCAGCAGAAUACAAGUGUUCUUAUGAAACUGGUGUCUUCGAGCCACAGCCAAUACCUCAGUGCAAAUACAGUGAAAAUAUGAACAUAAUUUCAUUAGGCACAACGUACAAUUCCUAUGUCAAAGAAACUAAUCAUACAUGGACGUACCAAGAUAUUUCUGGUUCUAAUAUCAAACAGUCUCCACUGGCUAAGACUGAAUACAAUAUUUAUAAUAAUAUGACUUCAGGAACGAUAACAUUUGAUUCUAUGAAAGACAAUAUAUUAUUUAUUGAAGAAAAGCAACCAGUUCCAAAAGUUUGCUUUACCUGGGGUGGAGUCCAUUACAAAACCUUCGAUGACAAUAUUUUCACCUUUACCAGCGAGUGUUCUUAUGUUCUGGUUCAGGAGGCGCAAAACAGACUCUUCACUAUUAUAGUGGAGAACAGUCCAACGUGCAAAACCCAAGAUUGUUUCAGAAUUAUAAAAAUCUACGUUCAGGAAAAGGAAUACAUCUUGACAAGGAAUGAAUUCGGCAUCCCGGAAUUUAAAACUUCAAAGAAACUGUUGCCUAUUCCAAUACAGUUACCAGCUAUAAGAGUUGAAUUAUCAGCACACUUCAUUGUAGUAACCUUGGAUUCUUUAGGAAUUCAAUUAAAGUGGGAUGGAGCUCUAAUGCUACAAGUAGAGGCUUUAGAAAAUAUGUGGAAUAAAACAGUUGGUCUCUGUGGUAAUAUGAAUGAUGAUAAAACUGAUGAUUUGGUAAACAGAAAUGGGGAUCUCGCAAGAAGCAUUACAGCAUUUGCUUCGUCCUGGAGAACAGAAAACAUUGGAGACAUGUGUGACGAAUAUCCGAACACUCUUCAUUCUUGUGAAUCUAAUCCAUUCAAUGCUGGCGAUGCUAUCAAUUUUUGUGCCAACUUGCUGUCUGACCAUAGAUUUAGGGGUUGUACACGUACCAUUAAUAUAGCCGAACUGAAGAAUGCAUGUUUAUGGGAUUAUUGUGCUUGUACAGAUAAUGAUAAGAGGACAUGUGCAUGUAACACAAUGAAUGUUUAUGUCAGACAAUGUGCUCACAAAAAAGUAGUAUCUUUAUCUGGUUGGAGGAAUAACGAUACUUGUCCUAUGGUUUGCAACAAUGGACGAGUAUACAUGCCUUGCGGGCCAACAACAGAAUUGUCUUGUUGGAGUGGAUUAGAAAGAAAGUUAAACGUCGAUAACUGUGAAGAGGGUUGCUUUUGCCCAGAAGGGACUGUGGCUCAUGAAGGAAAGUGCGUGAACCUUGAAGAAUGCCCUUGUAGAUUACGUGGAAAGCUAUUUCCACCAGGCAAGAGUGUACAAAAAGACUGUAACACGUGUACAUGCUCCUCCGGGAAAUGGAUAUGUACACAAGUUAGAUGCAGUGCUAGAUGUGCUGUCAUUGGGGAUCCUCACUACACAACUUUUGAUGGGAAACAUUAUGAUUUCAUGGGAAAAUGUAAAUACUAUUUAAUGAAAGGUGAUGACUACGCUAUAGAAGGAGAAAAUGUUCCCUGUUCUGGAGCAAUAACAGAGAGUAUGGGGCUUGUUCCAACUGACGCACCAUCCUGUACGAAAACUGUGACUAUCGAUUACAAAGGAACUGGUAUAAAACUGAAGCAAAAUGGUCAAGUAUUAAUGAAUGGGGAUGAUGUAACUGUCUAUCCGACUGUUGUCAACGGUAUCAGGAUACGCAUUGCCAGCAGCAUAUUCUUAGUUACUCAUUUACCAAAUGGUUUGGAAAUAUGGUGGGAUGGAAUUUCUCGUGUAUAUAUCAAUGCUCCACCUGAAUUCCAUGAUAAAACCAAAGGACUUUGCGGUACAUUCUCAGAAAAUCAAAAAGACGACUUUCUUACGCCAGAAAGUGAUAUAGAACAGACAGCAGCUUGUUUCGCUAAUAAGUGGAAGGUAGAUGAAUUUUGUGAGAAUGUCCCAGAAAAGGAACUGGAUCAUCCUUGUGAUUUAGACCCACAGAAACGAGCAACCGCAAAGCAAUACUGUUCCUAUUUGUACAGUGAAAUAUUUGCAGGUUGUCACUGGCAUGUGGAUCCAGAAACGUUCUAUAAAGACUGCAUGUUCGAUAUGUGCUCUUGUAAAGUAGACCUUCACUUAUGCCUCUGUCCCAUAUUGGCAGCGUAUGCAAAGGAUUGUGCUUCCGCUGGAGUGAAGCUCCUAUGGCGACUGGAUGUCGAAGAAUGUAAAGUACAUUGUCCUGCGAACCAAGUGUAUCAGAUUUGUGGGAACAGUUGCACAAGGUCUUGUGGAGAUAUAUCUUCUUACCAAGAUUGCAGGCAAGAAUGCGUAGAAGGAUGCAACUGUCCAGAAGGUGAAACAUUGGACGUUCAUGGAGAGUGUAUUCCAAUCGGGCAGUGUCCUUGCAUAUACGCAGGAUUGGAGUUUCAAUCAGGGCAUAAAGAAAUCAGACCUGGAAACAAAGCUCUUGAACUUUGCACCUGCACAGGUGGUGUUUGGAACUGUCAAUUAGCAACACCUGAUCAAAUUAAAGAAUAUCCAGCAACUAAAGAUCUAUUAACAUACUGCGUGGCAAGUCAACACUUAGAAGUUACAGACUGUGCACCAAUAGAACCUCGAACUUGUCAGAACAUGCACAAAGAGGUCUCAAUUAGGUCGUCAGAUUGUAAAUCUGGCUGCGUAUGCAAAGCUGGCUAUGUAUUGGAUACAUUAGGUGGCAAUUGUAUAAAGGAAGAAUCUUGCCCCUGUCAUCACGGAGGUCAAAGUUUCCACGAAGACUCUGUCAUACAAAAUGAAUGCAACACUUGCAAAUGUAAGAAUGGAAGAUGGGAUUGCACAGACAGAAUAUGCGCAGGAGUUUGUUCAGCUUGGGGUGAUUCACACUAUAAAACAUUCGAUGGAAAAAUCUACGAUUUUCAAGGAAUGUGCGACUAUGUUUUGGCCAAAGGUGCACUGAACCCUGAAGACUGCUUUGUUGUAUCAAUACAAAAUGUACCUUGCGGAACUACCGGUGUAUCCUGCUCCAAGUCAAUUACUUUUACGAUUGGACAUAACGACAAUUCAGAAACCAUUGUUUUAACAAGAGGCAAAGAGUUACCUUCAGGAAACUUUAAGAGACUCGUAAUGAGGACAGCUGGCUUAUUUGUAUUUAUCGAUGCCCCAGAUUUGGGAUUGAGUGUUCAGUGGGACAAAGGUACUAGAGUCUAUGUAAGAUUAGAUCCUAGAUGGAAAGGCUAUCCGAAGGGACUUUGCGGCGAUUAUAAUGACAAUGGUGAAGAUGAUUUUAAGACACCUUCUGGUGGUAUAUCAGAAGCAUCAGCAAACUUAUUUGGAGAUUCCUGGAAGAAAAAUGAUUUUUGUCCGGAACCUAAAGACGUUAGUGAUCCCUGUGAACAACAUCCAGAGAGAAAAUUAUGGGCAGCACAGUACUGUGGCUUACUAAAAUCUUCUAUCUUUAAACCAUGUCAUUCUGAAGUGGAAGUUCAAAGUUACUUACACAAUUGCAUCUUUGACACUUGUGGCUGUGAUACAGGAGGCGACUGCGAAUGCCUUUGCACAGCAUUAGCAGCAUAUGCACAUGAGUGCAGUGCGAAAGGCGUUCCAAUAAAAUGGCGCAGCCAAGAUCUUUGCCCCAUGCAGUGCGAUGAAAAAUGCAGCACAUACUCUCCUUGUAUAACAACUUGUCCUCGUGAAACUUGUGACAAUCUGAUGAUUUUGAAGGAUCAGUCUCACUUGUGCUCGCAAGACACUUGUGUUGAAGGAUGCUCAGUGAAAUCAUGUCCAGAAAAUGAAGUAUACAGUAACAACAAUUACACAGAAUGUGUCCCUAAAGAAACUUGCAAAACACCUUGCAUUGAAAUUAAUGGGGUAACUUAUUAUGAAGGUGAUAGUGUCAGCUCUGACAAUUGUCAAACAUGUUUCUGUAGUCGUGGUAAGGUGUUGUGCAAAGGAGAAUCUUGCACAACUGUCUCUGCAUUAAGUACUGUUCCACUGGAAGAACCACAAAGAUGUGUGGAUGGUUGGACAGCUUGGAUAAAUCAGGACACAGCGAUUAAAGGAAGAAAGUUUAAAGAUAUUGAACCUUUACCCAGUUUAAUAGAUCUGGCAAGUAUAGCAGAAUCUGCAAUAUGCGAUAAGAACCACAUGGUUGAUAUAAAAUGUAGAUCUGUGAAGCGACAUUUGACACCGAAAGAAACUGGUUUAGAUGUAGAAUGUAGUCUAGAACGUGGACUUUACUGUCGAUCCCAACCUAAUCUUCCUUGCAUUGAUUUUGAAAUUAGUGUUCUGUGUCAGUGUACAGACAACACUAGUAAGACUGUUAAUACACCAGAGAUACCAACUACAGAGAAAUCUACUUAUGGAGAAUGCAGUGUACAAUAUCCUAAUCAACCUCAUCCUACAGACUGUCACCUAUUUUACCAAUGCACACCAGGAGUCAAUGGAAAUGAACUUGUGCAAAAAUCAUGUGGUGAAAGUUUAAUGUACAAUCCACAAGCGCAAAUUUGUGACUGGCCAGCAAAUGUAAUUGCUCUAAGACCAGAAUGUUCACUAGUACAAACACCUACACCCAAGACUGAAUGGACAGUAGAUAAAAAAACAAAUACUACAACCACAAUAUCAACAACCUUCGAGAAGAACAUUAUAACAACAAAACUUUGUCAGGAGGGCGAAACUUGGAGUGACUGUGUUAUUAAUUGCAACAAAGUUUGCGAUUAUUAUCGUUAUCGCUUAUUCAAGGAAGGCUACUGCAGUGGUGGUUCUGAAUGUAUAUCAGGAUGCGUUUCAUUGGAAAGACCACAAUGCCCUCCACAUAAAUUCUGGAGGGAUUUUAUGACCUGUGUCAAUGAAGCUGAUUGUACUUGUAAAUCCCAUGAAGGAGAACUGAUCAUCCCUGGAGCUGUGUUGAAGGAAUCAGAGUGUGAGAUUUGUCAGUGCAUCAACAAUUACUAUACUUGUGAUAGAUCAUUAUGCAUUGAUGCUAUUAAUAAGACGACAACUGAAGGACCAAUUUUACCUUUAACUACACCGUCUUACGAAGAAAUCACAACUCCAAGAUUAACAGAACAAACGAUCGUUGUACCUAGCACUGUUCAUCCGCCAGCCUACUGUGACAGCAACAAUUUUAUUCCUCUUAUUCAGUAUUUGAACGAUGAGGUUACCUUCAACGCUAGUAGCAUCAAAGGUCCUAUGUUCUUGCCUGAAUAUUCACCAUUAAAUGGCAAAGUUUUUGAGGGAUCUGCUGGAUACUGGGAACCCGCAUACAUUAACUCUGAUCAAUGGCUUGACAUCGAGUUCCAAAAACCUGAACCCAUUUACGGAGUCGUUAUGCAGGGAAGUGAGCUGGAAGAAAAAUUUGUCACCAGCUAUCAAAUACUGUUUUCUGAGAAUGGCAACUCAUUCUCCUACAUAUUAGAUGACCAAAAGCAACCACAAUUAUUUAGAGGACCUGUGGAUGAAUUUAAACCAGUUGAACAGAAAUUUUAUGAACCUGUAGAAGCUAAAGUUGUCAGGAUAAAUCCAUUGUCUUGGCACAAUGGGAUAGCGAUGAAAGUGGAACUGCUUGGUUGCCAAGAUCUUACAAUUACUACUACAGAAAGUGUUCCUAUAAUAACAACAGUGUUGACCGAGGAAACUGUGAAGCCAAUGUGUGACGAGCCAAUGGGUUUGGAUAAUGAUCUGAUUUUCCCCGAUCAACUUUCUGCUUCUUCUUCUGCGACAGAUUUGUUGCCAAACAUUAAAUUGACAUCUCCAUACGCCUGGCACCCCAAAUUAGACAAUCCACAUCAAUACUUGAAAAUUGACUUCCUGGAACCCCGUAAUUUAACAGGAAUUACUACAAAGGGUGGUGAAGGUACCUGGACAACUGUCUACAAAGUUUUUUACAGCAAUGACGAUCGUUACUGGAAUCCAGUGGUCGAUAAAUAUGGCUUGGAGAAAGAGUUCUUAGGCAACUUCGAUUCUGAGACACUUAAGAAAAACUACUUUGACAAACCAUUAAAUGCAAGGUAUCUGAAAGUGCAACCAGUAAAAUGGCAUGAACAUAUAGGCCUGAAAUUGGAACCUAUUGGUUGCUUUGUACCGUACACUAAGAUAUUAGUGACCACUGAGAAGAUUGAAACGACAACAGAAAUUGAAAAAUGCAACGUCUGUGAGGGAAUAUCGUAUAACAAUCAAACUAGUUGCACAUGCAAUGAAUCGUACUGGUGGAAUGGGAAUUCUUGUGUGACUAAUCAAGAAUGUCCUUGUGUGGUUGGACAUGUACCGUACAACGUGGGUACAACAUAUAUAAAUGAUAAUUGCGAAGAAUGCACGUGUACCUUAGGAGGAGAUUCUUUCUGUCAGCCAAAGAAAUGUGAACCUUGUCUUGAUUCUGAAAUGAGACCAGUAAUAAACGAAUUGUGCAAUUGCGUGUGCAAACCUUGCCCAACUGGUACACUCCUUUGUCCAACCAGCGAUGUUUGUAUCGAUGAAAAUUUAUGGUGCAAUGGCAUUCAAGACUGUCCUGAUGAUGAAAAGAAUUGUGCAACAACUGUGUCUAGUUUGAAACACAGUACUACGACAGAAACUCCAGCUCCACCAGAAUUAUGUCAAGACCCAAUUUGUCCACCCGGUUACAAGACAGUUUUACAAUCUUCCAUGAAGUCAAGAUAUUUCAAGAAAUCUUACGGAAGGUCUGGAGUGAAAACCUUAAGCAAACAUCCUCGAAGACAUAAAGGACUUAGGAAAUCCAUUCAGCAAUAUUCGAAUAACGUCGAAUGGCAGAAACCGGAAAAUGCGACUAAGUGUGACCAGUUCACCUGUGUACCCAAUAAACCACCACCAAUUUUCAAUAGUAAUAAACCACAAACCUGUCCAGAGGCAUCUUGUCCGCCAGGUUACACAGUAGUUUAUGAAAAGAUGAGCAUGUACAAACUUCAAAAGUGUCGAAAGUAUACCUGCAAGCCUCCUGCACCCCAGGAAGCUAUAUGCAACAUAACAGGAAGGACAUUCAACACAUUUGAUAACUUGGAGUAUAAGUAUGACGUGUGCAACCACAUUUUGGCUAGAGAUAUGUACACCAAUAAGUGGUACAUUACACUGGAGAAGCAGUGCGAUGCACGGACAGGUGUUUGUAUUAGAAACUUGGUGGUGACUGUGGACGACAAUGUCAUUGUCUUGUAUCCUAACAUGCAUGCAGAUAUCAAUGAUUAUAAUUUCACACCGAAUCAAAUAGCACGACUUGGUGAUCAAUUUUUAUCGUUCAAGAUAUCCGUAGUCGGCGAUGUUAUGUAUUUGCUAUCAAACUAUUAUGGGUUCUGGGUGCUUUGGGACACAAACUCUAAUGUGAAAAUAGGAGUUUCCACGAAGCUAGCUCACCAGGUAGACGGUUUAUGCGGCUACUUCGAUGGAUAUAUGCAGAACGAUAAGCAACUGCCUACUGGGAACCAGGCUAGAAGCACUACAGAAUUUGGAGACAGCUGGGCGAUGGAGGGAGUGCCAGAAUGCGAUCCACAAAUCUGCCCUUAUGACGUCCAAGCAGAGAGCUUGAAGAUUUGCAAUACAGUGAAAGAUUCGUCAUUGGCAGUAUGCUCUAACAUUUUAGACCUAGAGAAAUUCGCGUCUCGUUGCAUGGAGAGUACAUGCAAUUGUCUACGCAGCAAUCAUACGUAUGACGACUGUCGUUGUCGCACAUUAACUAACUUUGUUACUGAAUGUCAGGCUGGUGAUUUGAACUUUGAUCUGUCCACUUGGAGAAGUAUUUAUGAUUGUCCUGUCUUUUGUACUCCGCCAUUUGUCCAUAAAGAUUGUUUCAGAAACAAAUGUGAGACCAGUUGCGACAAUUUACAACAAAUAGACCCUUGUCCAGUGAUGGAGGGUGUGUGUUUCUCUGGAUGUUUCUGUCCAGAGGGAACAGUACGCAAUGGCGAUGAAUGUGUGCCUGCGACACAGUGCAAGGAUUGCACUUGCGAAUGGCUUAGCAACUCGAAGUUCAUUAGUUUCGAUAGGAAGAAUGUUAAGUUUGAUGGUAAUUGCACAUACGUUCUGUCGAGAGAUGUUACAGAGAAUCAGAAAGACUCUGGAAAUCAUGCGUACCAAGUGUUGGUUUCUAAUGGGGUUUGUAACACUGGUACCUGUGUAGAAGCACUCACAGUGCUUUAUAAAGAGCACAUUGUUGAAAUUAAGGAGGGUGUACCGUUACAAGAGUUCGAGGUGGUGGUGGAUGGCUCAAAAGUACCCGAAUUUCCCUACAACAUAACUUGGUUGGCUCUAGAACAAACACCUUCCGAGAAAUUACAUUUAUUGAUACCUUCGGUGCAACUUGAAAUCACGGCUUAUGUAGACAAGUUUGCGUUCAGCCUGACACUUCCUUCACACAUUUUUGGAGGAGCAAUGGAGGGUCUCUGUGGCAAUUGUAACGAUGAUCCUGAAGAUGAUUUGAGAAAACAGGACGGAGGGAUCGCAAAUGACAUGCAAGACUUUGGUACCAGCUGGUUAGUCACUGAAUCACCACACGGGAUUAACUUAAACACAGAUGCUUGCACGUCCAAUAACCAGAGUAAAUGUAUACUGCCACCAGCCGACCAAGAUCCAUGCAGAAAUUUGUUGAACCCAGUAGACUUUGGAAGCUGCCACAACUUUGUUGAUCCAUUGCCCUACUUAAUGGCUUGCCAAGACAGUUUAUGUACUGGAGGUGGCUUCUGUGACAGCUUUGAAGCAUACGCAAGAAUGUGCCAACAAAUGAAAGUAUGUCUGAUUUGGAGAAGCAGCGAAGUGUGUCCUUACAAUUGUCCACCUCACUUAGAGUAUCGACCGUGCGAAUCAAGCUGCAAGGAAACUUGUGACACUAUCAAUGAAGUUGAUGAUACCAAAUGCGCAACCAACCUUGCAGAAGGCUGUUUCUGUCCCCAUGAUUUUGUUCUUCACAAUGACACUUGUAUUCCAAAGAAUAAAUGUCUCGUGUGCGAUGAAGAAGGCCACGUUGCGGGUGACGUAUGGUUCCCAGAUGUCUGCACCAAGUGCACAUGCGACAAGAAAGUUAUCAAUUGUCAGAAAACAGAGUGUCCGAGUGUGAACACCAUUUGCGAAGAGAACAUGACACCUGUUGCUGUCAACGGAACAGAAACAGACUGCUGCACGAAAUACGUUUGUAUUCCUAGCAUUGUAACAACUGAAGCACCAUUAUGCACAGAAGAAAUCCUGAUGCCAGAAUGCGGUUAUGGGCAGAUUACAAAGGUAACAACCGGCUCUGAUGGAUGCAAGAAAUUUAUCUGUGAAUGUCUGCCACCGUCCGAGUGUCCAUCUCUAAAUGAGAUUAGUAGCCUUGAUGUUGACGUGCUUCUUCCUGGUUUCGUACACAAGACAAAUACAUCCGGAUGCUGUCCGAGAUUAAUGAAAAUCUGUGAUAUAAAUUCUUGUCCUCUACCACCAAUGUGUCCAGAAUACCAUGAAUUAAGAUCUCUUACACUGGAGAACGCUUGUUGCUCUGACUAUAAAUGCAUACCACCAAAUGAUCUUUGCUUAUAUAACAUUACAACAGAUAAGAAACUAGAACUGUCGGAGAAGGUGAUUGCAAGGAAAAUAGGAGAGCAAUGGAUGGAAGGAGCAUGCACUUCCUGCACUUGUGAACUCUCUGACGAAGGCACUCCGAAGCCAAAGUGCUCUACGACGAAAUGUUUGCAGGUUGCAGAUCAUCCUGACGUGUUUGAUUUCGUUGUAGAAGAAGUUUACCAAAAAGACGAAUGUUGUCCCAGCUUCGAGAGAUCUGCUUGUAAGGACGGAGAACAGGUGUACAAUGUCGGUGAGACUUGGCAACCUAAUCCUGAAGAUAGUUGCACUUUGUUGGAGUGUGUUAAAGACGAGAAUGGAAUACGAAAGCAAUUAAGAGUGCAAGAAUGUAAUACUGUUUGCGAUAUAGGCUUCGAGUAUCAACCUACUAGCAAUAAGAGCACUAACUGUUGUGGAAGGUGCGUAGCAGUUGCUUGUGUCAUUGAAAAUGAGGUGAAGAAUGUUGGUGUAGAAUGGUACUCUUCUGACUUUUGUACCAAAUACUCUUGCAAGUCUAAUAAUGAAAGUGUGUACAUAGAAUCGGUUGUCGAAAAAUGUCCAGACAUAGAUCCUUUAGAAGAGAUAGAAUUUGAGGUAGAGAAACUGUACGUUGAAAAACAGUGCUGCCCAGAGUUUGUUAAAACUGGUUGCCGUUAUAAUAAUGAAGUGCAUAAACCAGGAGAAAAAUGGAAAUCUCUGGAGAACAAUUGUAUCACAGAAUCUUGUGUACUGAAUUCAACUGUAACAAAGUAUAAAGAGGUGGAAGUGUGCUCAAAGAAGUGUCCGUUUGGAUGGACAUACGAAGAACAAGAGGGUCAAUGUUGUGGAUCAUGCAAGCAGUCGCAUUGUGUAGUCGGGGACAUGUUAUAUGAAGCAGGUGCAACUUGGAUGUCCACUGAUAACUGCACUUCUUACUCAUGUAUGAGUCAAGGAGAUCAGCUGUCUGUCAGCAGCAGUUCUGUCAUUUGUCCUGACAUAACUAACUGUCCUGAUGAUUCUAUUUACACUCAGAAUUGUUGCAAAAUGUGCAACCUAACUUCCUACAACCAGAAUGUCGACGAAUGUGUUACCAAUGUCAUAGAUUCGAAUACCACAACUGGUAUGUUUAGCAUCAGGCAUCGAGUACAUGGACUCUGCAAAAACUAUGUACCCAUCUUUGGUAUGAAAGAAUGUAGAGGAAAAUGUGAAUCCGCUUCGUAUUUCGAUACAGAUAAUUGGAAACCAAUAGCCAACUGUCAGUGUUGUCAGCCUACGAAGUAUACAAGUCUUAUCAUUGAAUUGAUAUGCGAAGAUUACAAGAGGUUGAAAGAGCGGAUAGUUUACCCUGUUUCUUGUUCUUGUUCGGAAUGCAGUUCAGGUGGAUUCGGUUCCAAAGGCAGAAAAGGCGGAGUAAAGGGCUGAAAGCUCUUAAGGGUGUAGCUUAUACAAAUAUUAUUCAUUAAUAUUAUUUAAUAAUGCAUAUAUAUUUUUUGUAUAUAUAUACAUUUUAUAACAGUUCAUAUAUCGGCUUUCUUCAAAGAUAUACUAGAGAUUAUAUCUCAAAUUUUAUAGCAUACUAAGUACAAUAAAAAUUAUUCAGUCUUUCUUAACAAGACUUUGUUUUUUUUCUCGCAUAUACGCAUACACGUGCACUAUUCGAAUUUGCCUCUUAUGUUUGUACUUCAAGAUUUGGAAUUUUAAUUUUCAUAUAGAUACAAAUGUUGAAGAGCAGAUGUUUAUCUCGGUAGAAAAAAAAGAGAAUCGC